AUGGAUGCCGGAGCAAAGGUGCCGAAGAAGGCCGCGGCGGGGCGCCGAGGCGGCGGCGGCCCCAAGAAGAAGCCGGUCUCUCGCUCGGUGAAGGCCGGCCUCCAGUUCCCCGUCGGCCGUAUCGGCCGCUACCUCAAGCUGGGUCGCUACGCCCAACGUAUCGGCACCGGCGCCCCCGUCUACCUCGCCGCCGUCCUCGAGUACCUCGCCGCCGAGGUCCUCGAGCUGGCGGGGAAUGCAGCGCGGGACAACAAGAAGAACCGGAUCAUCCCGCGGCACGUACUGCUGGCGAUCCGCAACGACGAGGAGCUCGGGAAGCUGCUGGCCGGCGUCACCAUCGCGCACGGCGGGGUUCUGCCCAACAUCAACCCUGUGCUGCUCCCCAAGAAGACCGCUGCCGCCGCCGCCAAGGAGGGCAAAGAGAAGAAGUCACCCAAGAAGGCCGCCGCCAAGUCGCCCAAGAAGGCGGCCGCCGCAUAG
Molecule: messenger RNA, 480 nt
Organism: Miscanthus lutarioriparius
Lineage: Eukaryota; Viridiplantae; Streptophyta; Magnoliopsida; Poales; Poaceae
Source: the annotation of a GenBank genome assembly